Molecule: messenger RNA, 1245 nt
Organism: Penicillium bovifimosum
Lineage: Eukaryota; Fungi; Ascomycota; Eurotiomycetes; Eurotiales; Aspergillaceae
Product: putative monooxygenase
Exons: 7
Coding region: 1-1245 (414 amino acids)
Biological process (GO): secondary metabolite biosynthetic process
Molecular function (GO): FAD binding; monooxygenase activity
Source: RefSeq, a predicted model, not a curated record
AUGACCACGAACCUCAACAUCCUCAUAGUCGGCGCGGGUCUCAGCGGCCUCGCAACCGCAAUAUCAGCCGCGCAAUCCGGGCACAAAAUCCAAGUCCUAGAACAAGCAAAAGCCCUAACAGAAAUCGGCGCUGGCCUCCAAAUAACCCCCCAACGCCUCCCUCCUCCUCUCCCACUGGAACCUCCCCCAAACCCUCUGGACAGCCGCCGCACAGUCCUCGCCUGCGAUGCAAAUUUCUCCCAAAACAUCCGCUCAAAGUACCAAUUCCCCUUCGUAGACCUGCACCGCGGCGAUCUCCAGAAAGCUUUAUAUACGCGCGCGCAGGAGUUAGGCGUGGUAUUCCAUUUCGGUCAGAGGGUUGAGCGCAUUGAUUUUGAGAAUACUGUGGUGCAUACCUCUGGCGGGGAGUAUACGGGUAAUUUGAUUGUUGCGGCGGAUGGGCUUUGGUCACGGUGUCGGGAGGAGUUUGUGGGGAGGAAGGAUGAGCCGAUUGCGACUGGGGAUUUGGCGUAUAGGAUUGUGCUUGAUGUGGGGGAUAUUGAGGAUGCGGGGUUGAGGGAGAUGGUGCAGAGGCCUGAGGUGAGGUUUUGGAUUGGGGAUGGGGCUCAUGUUGUUGCUUAUUCUUUGCGUGGGGGGAGGAUGUUUAAUGUUGUUUUGCUGGUGCCGGAUACUUUGCCUGAGGGGGUUGCGAGGGAGGCGGGGAAUGUUGAGGAGAUGAGGAGGUUGUUUGUUGGUUGGGAUCCGAUUUUAAAUCGGUUCUUGGAGUGUGUGACGACGGUUGAUAAGUGGAAGCUGAUGCAUCAUGGUGAGAUGGAACAUUGGGUCAAUGAGGCCUCUAAUCUGGUGUUCAUUGGUGAUGCUUGUCAUCCUAUGCUUCCGUAUCUGGCUCAGGGGGCCAACUCGUCGCUUGAGGACGGCGCUGUCUUGGGGAUGUUGUUGGGACAUAUGACGGACAAGGCACAGCUUCCUCGGAUUCUGCGUCUGUAUGAGAGCAUGAGAAAGUCCAGAGGGGAGGCAAUUGUGCGAGAAACAUUCAAGCAGAGACACGAUUUCCAUAUGCCAGAUGGGGAAGAGCAAAGAAAGCGCGAUCACAUCUUCCUCUCUCAGCUGGGGAAGGAGAUCAAGGGCGCUUUUCCGAGUCGAUGGACGUGUCCGGAGGUGCAGCCGUGGCUGUAUGGGUACAAUGCCAUCAAGGAAGUUGAGGAAGCUGUGGCUCAAAACCCAGACGUAUUCGGGACGAAAUAA